CGUAGAAGUAACAAAUUGCAGGGUCGCAGUUUUGGCAAAAACACCGAUGAAUAUGUUAAUUUAUUUUGGUAAUUGUUUUUGAUAUAAUUUAAGAUUUAAAGAUAAAAGUACCAUAAAAUCAUCUUCAAAGAACCUGGGUGUCGUUGGUUUGAUUGAGGAAUUGCUUACACAGUUGACAUGUCUUCAAAUCCUUCUUCAACGUAUGAAGACCACAGGAGGAAAUGGGACAAAACCGAAUACGAGAAACUCGCAAACGAUCGACUUCGUGAUGAUAAUGACGCCACUGACAGCACCGAAAAGCCAGUGAAGCGAGAACUGUUGAAAGCUCGCGAUUAUAAAGUUGACUUGGAUUCUCGACUCGGAAAAUCGAUUGUGAUCAGUAAAGCCACCCCUGCUGCUGAGAGUGGAGGAUAUUAUUGCAAUGCGUGUGAUUGUGUGGUGAAGGAUUCAAUCAAUUUUCUCGAUCAUAUUAAUGGAAAGAAACACCAAGAAACCUUGGUAUGAGCAUGAAAGUGGAAAGAUCAAGUCUGGAUCAAGUUAAACAACGUUUCGAAAACAAUAAAAAGAAAAGGGAAGAAAAGAAACGACAAUAUGAUUUUGAAGAAAGAGUGAAAGAACUGAAGGAAGAUGAGGAAAGAAUAAAAGCGUAUCGUCGGGAAAAGAAAAAAGAGAAGAAGCGCAAAGCAAGUGAAAUGUCAGGAGACACAGACAUUGCUGAAAUGAUGGGUUUCGGGGGGUUUGGGGGGUCUAAAAAGCGAUGAAACUAUAUUUUGUAUGCAUGUUUUACUCACAUUUCAAUCGUUGUCACUAAAGACACAAGUAGUUCUGGUUCCCCAUUAACUAAAUAUAUGAUGAUGGACGAUGGUCGGGUUUUGCUGGCUUGGCAUCAGAUAUGAAAAACAUAUUUUUUCGCAUAAAUUUGUUGUAACAUCUUUGUGAUUUCAUAAAUGGCGAGGGAAUUGUUGUUAACUGGUUGAGAUGUUUUUCUACAUAAACUGUGGCGUCAAACAUGUGUAGAACACAAGUCCUCAAAACGAGAACGAGUUAAGUUUCUGUUUUCGAUUUUCAAAUCAGAAAUAAAAAAGUCAGCACGAUUUGUUUGUGUGACGUCAAUCGAACUCGUGAUUCGCAAACGAGAGAAUUAAAAGAAAAAGGCAAUCCAUGAUACUCAAUGAAUGCCAAUGGUGACAAUACAUAUUCGUCGUAAAGCUGUGUCAGCUGUUGAGCUUUUUUCUGCUUUUUUGGGUUAGUUAGCUGUUAAAUAAAUAGGAUAAUGCGACACCGACCGCAAUCGCCAGAUACGAUUUCUUUGGAUUCCGAUUUGGGUGGUGAUAGACCACGAAACAUGGGAAGCGCUACUGAAACGCAGCCUCAAGCAGAAAGCUCUGACGACCAGAUACGCGGUGACUUGUCCACGCCGAUCGUGGCAACUUAUUUCGAGGAACGGAUUAUUGUUCCUAAAAGCAAUGCAGCCGGGGAGGAUGACAACUUUAACUGCGGUCCUUGUUCUUCUGACAUGCCUGCUUUUUCAAUGCGGAAGUUGUGGGCAUUUACUGGGCCUGGCUUUUUAAUGAGUAUUGCUUAUUUGGACCCUGGAAAUAUCGAAUCUGACUUACAAUCGGGGGCUAUUGCUGGUUUUCAGCUGCUAUGGCUUCUCCUGUUGGCUACAAUCAUGGGGUUACUGAUGCAACGCAUGGCAGCAAGACUUGGGGUGGUAACGGGCCUUCACUUGGCUGAAGUUUGCAACAGGCAGUAUAGGAAAGGUCCCAGGAUUGGUUUGUGGUUGAUGAUUGAGUUAGCAAUUGUGGGUUCGGACAUGCAAGAAGUAAUUGGGUCGGCGAUUGCAUUUUCAUUACUUUCUGGUGGUCGAAUACCAUUGUGGGCCGGUGUGUUGAUAACUGCUUCUGAUGCGUUUGCGUUUUUAUUGCUAGAUAAAUAUGGUUUGCGGAAACUUGAAGCUUUCUUUGCUAUUUUGAUUGCUAUAAUGGCAGUUACUUUUGGUUAUGAAUAUAUAGCUGUUGCACCAGAUCAAGGUGAGGUUGUGUUUGGGACAUUGGUGCCACAUUGUUACAACUGUGGGGCCGACCAACUUCUACAAGCUGUCGGUAUCAUAGGUGCUGUCAUCAUGCCACACAACAUGUAUCUACAUUCAGCACUUGUUAAAUCUCGGGAAGUUGAUCGCAGCAAACCUCGUAAAAUACGGGAGGCAAACUUUUACUACCUAAUUGAAUCCACAAUUGCUUUGUUUGUUUCUUUUAUUAUAAACCUUUUUGUUGUUUCAGUUUUCGCUGAAGCUUUUUAUAAUUCUUCAUAUGAACACUUAAACGCUACUUGUCAAAAUGCAACAAAUAUUCCGAAAGCGACCGAAAUGUUCCCGCUAAACAACAUGACUAUCAACUCAACAAUUAGCGUUGAUAUAUACAAAGGUGGGAUUCUUUUGGGUUGUUUCUUCGGACCUGUUGCCUAUUACGUUUGGGCCGUUGGCAUUUUAGCUGCCGGACAAAGCUCUACAAUGACUGGAACAUAUUCUGGUCAAUUUGUGAUGGAAGGAUUUCUUGAUCUUCGAUGGAGCCGAACAAAAAGAAUCUUACUAACCCGCUCGAUUGCGAUCGGUCCAACACUACUACUUGCUGUGUUUACCGAUAUACAGCACCUUACAGGAAUGAAUGAUUUGCUUAAUGUAUUACAGAGUCUACAAUUACCUUUUGCGUUAAUCCCAGUUUUACAUUUCACGAGUUUACCGUUGUUGAUGGGUGAGUUUGCCAACAAUGUUGCAUGGAAAAUUAUUGGUGGAUUGAUAUCACUUGUGGUUAUGGGGAUUAACUUAUAUUUUGUGGUUGUUUAUAUUGGUAGGAUACCUUACACUGCACUCAUUGUUGUUGCCAUAAUUAUUGCUGUCUGUUACGUUUUCUUCGUUGCCUACUUUGUGUGGAUGCUCAUCACAGCUGUGGUAAAAUACAAUUGCCUUGGAAACCAAAAGUAUUUGAUUCAACAUGAUGAUGUUAUUCCGUACGAUGAACAAAACCCAAACCAAAUCGAUGAAACUAAUUCAAUAAAUUCUAAAUAAACUUGAGCCAAAGUAGUUGAAUUUAAUGUGCAAUUUUUGAUUUGGUAAUUCAUUACUUUAAUUAAUUGCUUAAACCUUUGUGUGUUGUAUUAAAUCAUAUCUUUUGUUUCAAAUGUUGUAUUAAAUUAUAUCUUUUUUUGGCCAAAUUAAACCCACAAAGUUUGGCCAAAUUAAACCCACAGUUUCCUCCAAUAUUAAUGUUACAUCAACAUUGUGCAUUGUAUGUUUUCAUAGUCAGUGAACUAUAAGCUCUUGCCGUAUGUUUCCUACAUUAUAUUGUUUCCUAACUAAAAUGUGUCUUAUAAUACUCUUAUAUUCCUAAGUAAGUAAACUGUGAUCUCCAUGAAUGAGUUGAAUAACAUUUGCUGCGUUUAUUUCUUUCGUUCAUUUCAAUAAAUUAUAUCCUUUAUUAGAAACAAAAUAAAGUUUGCACAUUCUGCUCAUCAUUGGAAUCGGCAUCAUUGUAAAUAUAAAUGUUUGUUUUGUCAUUUUUAAUGUGAUUUUUCUAAAUAUAGCUUUACAUGUGCAGUAUGCAAGCUUCAUGUAAUAAACACCAGCCAGCUACAGCACAAUACAUCAACAUGGCCCAUGUAUUUUCAUUGUAAGCGAACUAUAAAAACUGGCACGUGUUUCUAUAUUGUAAAGUGAGAUACAAUUCAAACUAACUUUGAAAGUUGAUAAUAAUCAAUAUUAUUAAAAAUUCAUGUCAUUGCAA
Ciona intestinalis (vase tunicate) is the source of this 3782-nucleotide messenger RNA. Lineage: Eukaryota; Metazoa; Chordata; Ascidiacea; Phlebobranchia; Cionidae. The record is from RefSeq and is a predicted model, not a curated record.